Molecule: messenger RNA, 7147 nt
Organism: Zootermopsis nevadensis
Lineage: Eukaryota; Metazoa; Arthropoda; Insecta; Blattodea; Termopsidae
Source: RefSeq, a predicted model, not a curated record
GACGCACUCACGCACAUGCUACACGUAGGUCACGUUUCCAUCCGUGUGUGUGCACAAAUAUAGCGCUUAGUUCACGUUCAAUUGUUUCUCGUAUUUCCGCGUCUGGCCACUUCGUUUCGUGUCGGUGAGCGCUGUAAAAUGUCGUGUGAUUCUCCGGUGCGUGUAAUUAAUCGAGAGUUUUUCGAGCUUUUAUUAUAUGUGUGAGAUGGUUGUGCCUGUGGAAAGCUACGUAUACGCGUUCUUCAAGGACGACACUCAAUCUAUUGAAGACAGAAACGAAGGGAGACAGGCGAUAGAACCAUUGUUGUGACUGUCUCGUCAACAAUCAGCCGACACUGGUUUAAUAUGUGUUGAAGACGACAAUUGUGCUUUUCUCAUCGGUGAUGUAUUGUUAAAGGUCUGGAAGGGGUGGUGUUGACUCGAGCAGCCAAUCAGAGAAAAGCAUAAGGAUCAAAUACGAAAACAAAAGAAGACGUAAGACCGUGAUGGUGGCGGUUGGCAUGACAAGGUUCCUUCAACAUUACGCUGGUUACUUUGGGUAUAGAAAGGGGGGAGUGGCCAUGAAACAGUGAACAGAAGAGCAUCGGAGGCGCGCACGUCUCUUGUCUCUCUCCACCCCACCCCUCACCCCCCCGCGUCUAUCAUCUGUGUCGGAGAGGGUUUUUACUUUUGUGUACAUUUUUUUAUUUGUGUGUGUGUGUUAUUUGUUUGACGAAACAAGGAGGAACUGGGAUUGCCGGACAGGAAGGCUGUAGUUUCUGUUGUCGCCGUGUUGAGCGCGGAACGCACAGUCACAAUGCAUUGAAGAAAAGUGUCUCUCAUUUUGUGCUAAGUAACUAUCAGCGUUCUUCGCACGUGCUUUAACGUCACGGAAUAUGUCGUCAAAGCGGAAAUCUCCGCCGACUAAAUUUCAAGAAGGCGGUGGUUUGGUCACACCGGAGGACGACAGUGCGGCAAUUGUCCCAGCCACAAUCAGCGUUCCGAACACAUUGUCUUCAGGAGGCUAUGGUGGUAGUGACGGCGGUGGUUUGACCGACGUGGACGAGAGUAGCAGUAAUAAUGUAAGCGACGUUGGGGACGAGGACCUACCCCCUCAGGGUGCCACCGCCGCGUCCCUGUAUAAACUAUCCCAUUCUUCAUCGUCGUCACCCAUGUCUGGGAGCGAACCCGAGGACUGUCCGAUCGACACCCACGAACCUUCGCCUCCUAUCAAGAAGCAGCGUCUGCUUUGCCCUGUCCCACCGCAAGACAUCGAGUACUUGAACGACAUAAAGAGUAACCUGGUGCCUCCGCCUUCAGCACUUCUCCCAGCCCUGUCAGCCAUCCACCUUCAACACGAACAUCACCAGUACCAGGAACCCGUUGACAGUAGCUGUAGCAGUAGACGGAGGAGUUCGUCAGACUGUAGUUCGCCGACAUUGGACAUAAUGAUGAAGGCGGGGACUGUUAAUAAUCACAACAAUAACAAUAACAAUAGUAUGACGCAUAAUAAUAAUAGCACAAGUAGUUCGCACCCAGUGAAGAGGACCAUGGACGACGUCCUGAAGAGACUUACCUCGAAGAUGCACAUAAGCAACGUAAGGGACGAGAAGAGGCCUACACCCGCCAGCACUCCCACCGGGAAACCUGUCGGCGCCGGCGAUCACCGUUCUGACGCUUCGCCGACCGACGCUGCCGUCAACAGCGCAGUGAUGGACGGCGCUGCGGUCCUGCACCAGGCGCUGUCCGGAGAGACGUUCUUGGAAAAAGAAAGGCGACUGUCCGAGAUGAUACGACAGCUUCAGAUGGUACGGGAACAACUGCUCAGCCAGCAGGAACAGCAGAGCAAGGCAUUUGCGAGUCACGUGACGUCGGAGACACAGAAGCAGCUGGAAUUGCAGAGGUUUCAAGAGGAACAUUUGAAGCGUCAACAGGAGUACAUUCAGCAACAGCAUCACAAGAUUCAGGAACUUCAGUCUCAGAUCUCAUCUCAGUACAGCCCCAACAAAGGGUUGAACAUCCCCAAUCCCCAGUCUUUAAUGUUCUUACCUUUCCUGGAACAACUCAGAGGUCUGCCGUCUGUACCCGGUGCCGUAUCCGUCAGCUUACCUCAACUGCCGCAUGGAACUCCACCGGUUAGCAAGGCGGUCAGCACGUCACUCGCAAGCAACCUGAUUCCUCAUCAGAGCUGGGUUUCUGGACAUAUGCCUGCAAAAGGAGCGACAGAAAAGUCCUCACCCCCUCCACUUCAACCCCCAGUAUCAUCGUCAUCGCCGCCAGCACCGCAGGCAGACCCCGAUGCGCCUCUGAACCUGACGAAGCCCAAGGCGGGCUCUGGAACGAGCCUUCAUAGUCUUCCCCUGGGGCUGCAUGGCCUGGGUGAGCAGCCUGCAGCUGCCACGACUCCUAAAUUGCUGCCCCCAAGCCUCGUGAUGCCGAGGGCCUUCCUCCCAUACGGAGCGGUCCUUCCGCCGCAUCUGAGCCCGCUGCCCCCAUCAGCAGGUAAACUGGGGUUGCCCUCGAGUCCUGGUAUGACCCAGGGUAAGGAGGGGCUCAUCUCACCCGACAAGCAUCACCCGCACUUUCCUCUACACAUGUACGCCCUAUCGGGCUCACAUCUCGCCUCUUCCAAAUCUCAUCGGGAUGAGCCGUCAUUCAGCUCCGGUAAAGAGGAAGCUGAUUUAGUCACCUGUCAGAUGUGGGGGCCUGAUCCAGGGUACAAAAUGCCAGAAGAAAAUAGCGAGAAAGCGAAAAUAGUGAGACAACAGAAGAGAGAAGGCGAGAAUAAACCUCACAUAAAACGACCAAUGAACGCUUUCAUGGUUUGGGCCAAGGAUGAAAGGCGAAAAAUUCUUAAAGCCUGUCCUGACAUGCAUAACUCCAACAUUUCCAAAAUACUUGGUGCCCGCUGGAAAGCCAUGUCAAAUGCUGAGAAGCAACCAUUCUACGAAGAGCAGUCACGGUUAUCAAAAUUACACAUGGAGAAGCAUCCAGACUACAGGUAUCGGCCACGACCCAAGCGGACGUGCAUCGUAGACGGAAAGAAGAUGAGAAUCUCGGAGUACAAGUCGCUGAUGCGACAACGUCGCCAAGAAAUGAGGCAGCUGUGGUGUCGAGAGGGUGGUCCAGACAUGAGUUUCCUCCCACCUGACAUGGCUUCACCUGGAACUUCGGCUUCGGGGCGCCCUUCCUCUCCACCCACCAAUGGAGCCGGUCCCAGCUCCUCGGAACAUUCGACGGCCGGAAGCGGCCCGUUCUACUACUCGCCUGACAGUCUGUCUCCCACGGAUGUACUUAAUUUCUCCCCUGACACAUCCGUAUCGGUGGCAUUUGAUGGAAGCCCCACUGGCAGGCAUCAUGAUGAUGACUGAACACACGCAUUUAUUCCUGCAAGACGUGGAAACGCGCGGUUGUGCCGUCUGCCUCCGUUACCACCGUGGUAGAAAUGAUUAUGUAAGGAAUUUUUUAAGUCGGCUCAACUCAAACACUGGCGUCGGGGCUACGCAAGAUGCAGAGAAACAUGUCUGGAUGCACAGACAGGACACGUAAUAUUCUUCGUAUCUUAACGGUGAUUUAGGAUUUUAUUCUCCUAUCUUAGAUCUAGGAUCACCAGCUUUUUGGAGUUCAGUACGGAAUCAAUACAAAUUACUUUCUAUUUGUUACAGUCUCGUAGACUUUUUAAUAUCUUAAUAAUUAGAAAGAUUACUGCUGCAUUCCGUACAGCCUUAAUCUUAUUAUAUUCACAGCCAGGGCUGCGUUGCGGAUUUGUUAAAGUGGGACUUGCCUGCGUCAUCUGCGCAUCAAACAUACUAAUAACUCACAUACAGUAUAAGACAAGUCGCAGUACAGCAUUACAAGCAAACGUGUACGUCCCCUCCGCAUCUGGCAUUCGGAAGUACGGACAGGCAAGAUGUAUCGAUGUACUGAUAGUUUCAUACUGCUGUAUCAUGUUAUAUUUUUUGUGCUAACCACAAAGGGCUCAGAUAAUUAGCCAAAAAUUAACGAGGUGCUCAUGCGAGCCCCUUGGAACUCGAACCUGUUCAAAACUGGUAAAAUACGCUAAGUCGAUUAAGAAAAUUAACUCCGUUCUUGCGUGCUCGCAAAUUUCCACUUUCUAAAAGCUGAUUCCGUGACUCACGGCACAAACGAGGAAGUGCCAAUACAUCAUAAUUCAUAUGCAUCGGGUAAUUCUAAGCGCUGCAUCUGAUUAUUACAAAUACCUCGUAAAAUGUUUCAGUUCUGUAUCUUGCACGCUUCGCGGAUCUGGCGUGGAAUGUCCGGUCACGCUCGUCGUAAAAUCAGUUAAUCAUCCUGCAAAAUCGUACUGUAUUAGCAGACGGUGAAAAAGUCCAGAGCUUUAAACUUUGCUUUGCAGAAGCUGGAAGUGUGAUCGGUUACGAUCAUUAUCACAGCGAAGGAAGACACAGUGGCGCGAGGUUCUGUGCAGUAUCCAUCGAACAAAGUAGAACACUUGAUAACAGUUAUUUAAAUUAUUUAUAGCAUAUAUAACUGUAGCACGAUAAUGUCUGUAUGUCUUCACGAGCCAUUUACAGUGCCAUCUUUUGCAAGGAAAAGGAAUUUGGAUACGUAUGGACUCUGUCCUCUACUACCCAUGUAAAGGAGGUUUCAAAGCAAAUUUAUUUAUGCCAUUUUCUUAACAUUUAGUAAAAACAAUAAUGUUUUAUCCUUAGGUUGUGAUAAAAUUCAGUGUGCCAUGAUUUUCCAUGGUGUGAACUUGAAAAGAAAUCAAAAAGUUUGAUUUCUAGUCUUUAUUCUAUGUAAAAUUUUAUGUUACACUUUAUUAAAGACACAAUUUUUUUUUUUUCAAAACAUUUACGUAAUUUUGGUAUGGAUUGCUACAGACGAAUUUAAUUUUAAGUUAUUGUGAAUAUCGCCAUCAUCAUCAGGAUCAGAGAUAUGGUGAUCAUUUCAAAGCAAAACUCGAAUUUAAGUGCGACUUCAAUUUCGCGCAGGUUAUGUUUUUCCGUAACAUCUACCGAUGUUUUGAAAAUAAAGUACUGAUCCCAUUUUUUAUUGUUAUUAUUCAGUAGUCAUUAAACAAAGAACACUAGAAUAAAUUGAGAAACUAAAAAUAAAUGAUAAUAUAUUAAAGGUAUUUCAUUUGAUCCAUAAAACUGUUUAUACCGAGUUAUGUACUGAAAUGAAUGGGUGCAAAAGUACGCUCUUUUGUUUUUGUUUUUUUUUGGCAAUUGAUUUCUUCAUUGGAAAUUAAGGAGAUAUCAGGCUGACUGUGUAGAAAAUAAAGUCCUUUGAUUAGGACAACUUUGGACUGAUGUUGAGCACUCCGCUUUAUCACGAGUUGUAAUUGUUUAUCCUGCCAGCGUGGUUGGUCUUUGAGGCACUUCAUUCAAGUUCUGGACUUAUUUGCUAUAAGGAAAGCUGUUACAAAGUAAAUUUAUUUUAAAGAAGACAACUGAUGCAUGUACCCACCUGCAGGAAUUAUGUGAAUACAUGUAAUAUAUGACAGUUUUGUACGGACCUGUCUUAGUGGCAGUUUACAGCAGCGUUAAUUUCAUUCGGAUGCAAUAUUUUAUUUUAAGUUAUUUUUAUGAUGUAUUAUAUUUGUAGUUAUUAUUAUUAUGAUUAUUAAUUAUUAUUAUUUAUAUCAUGUUAGCGUAAUCUAAGAGUAGAAGUCAAAGCCGCAAAUGCAAUACCGUUCUCACCGAUGUAAGAUAAUGCAUUAUUUAAAGGCUAGGAGUGGGCAUUGUCUUUCAUAUUGUUUGGUUUCCUAACCUGACAUUCACUGAGAUUGCAUUUCUAGUAUUAAUGUACAAGCCAACAGACGUCUCUCAAGAAUCAAGAGCUAUUCGCAACAUGGGCUCUGUGUUCUGAUAUUCUUACUGAUCUUUUGAGAACCGAAGUGACAAAAAACCAUCAGCAUGGUCACGAACCACUGCAAUCAAAAUCAUAAACUAAGAAUUUGUGUCAAGUUCUCAUAACAGGUCAAGGAAAAACACGAAUAAUCUUGUGAUCGAGUCGGUCAGUUUCCGUUUUGUCGCAAUAUCCGGAUUGACCGCAAAUGAUGAAUUUCUUGCGGAAACAUUUAAAUGGCCAGUAGUACUUCAAGCGUAAUGUACGCAACCAUAAUCGCAGGCUAUUUAUUAAUCUCAAAAUGUGCUGAUUCUCCCGUAGGUUUAUGUGCAAAAUCUUUCAUGGUUUUUGCGUCUUCUUUACGGCAUCUAUUUUUUUAUUUUCCUUCCGCGUUGUUAAUGUUGCAAGAGAUGUGACACCAGGUAUUGUGAAUGUUGGUAGGAAUGGUGCUAAUGUACUUAUUAUUAUUUUUUUUUUGCAAGAUGUGUCAGUAAUUUUCAUGGAUGUUAAAUAGAGAUUCCAAACGUCUGUCUGUGUAAUAAAUCUGUGUAAAUGGUUAGGUAUUGUGAAGUUAGCUGGUGACAUUUUUGUAUGCAGACUUGAAAAAAAGUUACACUUCAUUAUUACUGUGUUACAAAAUGGCAAGAAGUAAUUAAUUAUUGGAGGUACGCUGGGACUUGCAGAAUUUGCCAGUCCGCAAAGUACCUUGAAUAUGUGAUACAUGUACAUAAUAUGUAAAACUUUGAUAGCUGCCAUAGGUAUUGUUCUGUUUUGUGAAUAAUAUAAUGUUAAACUGAAUGUACUUGGCUGCAUGCCAGUGCGAGCUCAUGACUGAAUGUUUUUAGCAUUUCCUGAAAUGCAUGGGCUCAUGUUCGUGCCAAAUAUAGGACUCGAAGAUAAUGUACAAAUUCCAAAGAAGUGUGAUUGCGAGCUUAUGUGAAUACGUAGCUUCAUAGAUAAGUAAAAAAAAAAAACGUGUAUAGAUCAAGAAGACUUUGUUCAAAUUACUAUGUGGUGUUGUGAUGUAGAACAAGAAAUCGUUCCAAAAAUCCCCAACAUAUACAGAUUUAUGUUGCCGUAUUUAUGUUGCAAAUGGCGGUAUGAUAAGAGCUCUUGCCAUUAGGCAUGUAGGCUUCAACCGUGAAACAGCUUGCCAACUAUCAUGUAUUUAUGCAUACAAAACUCACAUGAAACAAUAGAAGUAAGACCCAAUCCUAUUUUGUGGAUGAGAACAUGUGUUAUUGUCUUUAUGUAAAAUUCGUAGGCUAAAUAAACAGAUUUUCAAACUGUAGCCAAACCGCAUGGGCUACAAACCAGUACAUAAUUAAUUCAGUCA